AGGAAGGGGGGUAGGGCAGGAGCGGCAGGAACGCAACUUCCACGGGACGGAGGUAGCGCGAGGCCCUCCGCGACCCUCCCUCACCCCCUGCCUGCCCGCGCGCAAGGGGGGGGUCCCGCGUGCGCGCGAGGCGGCUGGCGCCCGGGGUCCAGCCCCCUUCCCCCCCCACACAAACACGCGCUCCAUUUUUUCGGGGCGGCCGCCGGGGCCGCGGGUUCGAGUCCAGGCCGGGGCCGGGGGCCGGGCCGGCGGUGGAGGAUGGAGGCGGGCGCCAUGGAGUACUUCAGUGAGCAGGUGCAGCAGAAGGACGUGGCCCGGCGGCUGCAGGUGGGCCAGGAGCUGCUGGACUAUGUGAACGAGCCGAGCCGCUCGCCCGACCUGGAGCAUGACCCACAGCGCCUUGACAUAGUUGUCAGUGAGCUGGCAGCUUGGCUCAACUCCAGCAAUUUUAAGGUGGCAUUGCUUGGCUUAGAUGUUUUAGGUGCCUUUGUCGACAGACUAUCAGGACGCUUUAAAUCCUAUAUAGGAACUGUUCUUCUACCUUUGAUAGAUCGGAUGGGAGAUGCCAAAGACCAAGUUCGAGAGCAAGCCCAGAAUCUUAUAUUGAAAUUAAUGGACCAGACAGCAUCACCAAUGUACAUUUGGGAACGCCUUGCUGUUGGUUUUAAACACAAGAAUAACCGAUCCCGAGAGGGAGUGUGCUUGUGUCUCAUUGCAACCUUGAACGCUUAUGGUGCACAAUCGUUAAUCCUCAACAAAUUGGUUCCACAUUUAUGCAUCUUGUUUGGAGACUCCAAUAGUCCGGUGAGAGAUGCUGCAUUAUUGGCAAUUGUGGAGAUUUAUAGACAUGUAGGGGAGAGAGUACGAGUAGACCUCAACAAAAGGGGAAUUCCCUCUGCAAGGUUACAAGUGAUCUUUGCAAAAUUUGAUGAAGUGAGGAACUCUGGAAAUAUGAUGAUUAGUACCAGUGAUAAAAGCUUUGAUGAUGAAGAGUCAGUGGAUGGAAAUAGGCCAUCGUCAGCUGCUUCAGCCUUCAAGGUUCCUGCACCUAAGAAGCCUGGAAAUCCUACAAACAGUGCAAGAAAACCAGGCUCAGCUGGUGGGCCAAAGGUUGGAGGUGCAUCCAAAGAUGGAGGAGCUGGAGCUGUUGAUGAGGAUGAUUUUAUUAAGGCAUUUACAGAUGUACCUACAGUACAGAUCUAUUCCAGUCGAGAACUUGAAGAAACGUUAAACAAAAUCAGGGAAAUUCUCUCAGAUGACAAGCAUGACUGGGAUCAACGAACCAUUGCACUUAAGAAAGUGCGGUCACUGCUUGUUGCUGGAGCUGCACAGUAUGACGGCUUUUUCCAGCAUUUACGAUUGUUGGAUGGUGCUUUUAAACUGUCAGCUAAGGAUCUCAGAUCGCAAGUUGUUAGAGAAGCGUGCAUUACCGUAGCCCAUCUUUCAACAGUUUUGGGAAACAAGUUUGACCAUGGCGCUGAAGCCAUUGUGCCUACUCUUUUUAAUCUGGUCCCCAACAGCGCCAAAGUCAUGGCAACUUCUGGGUGUGCAGCAAUCAGAUUCAUUAUUCGUCAUACCCAUGUGCCUAGACUCAUACCUUUAAUAACAAGUAACUGCACUUCAAAAUCAGUUGCUGUUAGAAGGCGCUCUUUUGAAUUUUUAGACCUGUUAUUGCAAGAGUGGCAAACACAUUCUUUGGAAAGGCAUGCAGCUGUCUUGGUUGAAACGAUCAAGAAGGGAAUCCAUGAUGCUGAUGCUGAGGCACGAGUGGAGGCAAGAAAAGCUUAUCUAGGUCUUAGAAAUCACUUCCCUAGUGAAGCAGAAGCUCUGUACAAUUCCCUUGAGCCAUCCUAUCAGAGAAGUCUCCAGACUUACUUGAAGAAUUCUGGCAGCAUAGCAUCUCUUCCUCAAUCAGACAGGUCAUCCUCCAGCUCACAGGAGAGCCUCAAUCGCCCUCUGCCCUCUAAAUGGUCUACAGCCAGCCCAGCAAGUAUAGCCAGUAGAGUUUCAGGAAGCAGCAGCAAAACUGCCCCAAGUCCAGGAGCACUGCAGAGGUCACGCAGCGACAUCGAUGUUAAUGCUGCUGCAGGUGCAAAGGCACGGCUUGCUGCUGGACAGUCAUCAGGGGCUGGACGUUUGUCUGCAGCUGGUCUGCCUCCAGGGUCAUAUGCUUCACUAGAGGAUACUUCUGACAAGAUGGAUGGAACAGCUUCUGAAGAUGGGCGUGUACGAACAAAGCUUUCAACACCCUCUGUUGGUAUUGGAAACUCAAAAACAGAUUCCAGAGGACGUAGUAGAACAAAAGUGGUCUCUCAGUCGCAGCCUGGUAGCCGAUCUGGAUCUCCUGGAAGAGUUUUGACAACAACCACACUCUCCACUAUGAAUACAGGGGUUCAGAGAGUGUUAGUCAAUCCUGCAACAGCUCAGAAACGUAGCAAGAUCCCACGAAGCCAAGGAUGCAGUAGAGAAGCUAGUCCUUCUCGAUUGUCAGUAGCACGAGGCAGCCGCAUUCCUCGACCUAGUGUGAGUCAGGGGUGCAGUCGGGAGGCCAGCCGUGAAAGUAGCAGGGACACGAGCCCUGUCCGCUCUUUUCCACCCCUUGCUUCCAGACAUCACUCCAGAUCUACUGGUGCCCUCUACACCCCUGAUGUUUAUGGGGCUGCAGGUACAGGUUUUGGGAUCAGCCAGUCAAGUAGAUUGUCAUCAUCGGUUAGUGCUAUGCGUGUUCUGAACACAGGGUCUGAUGUGGAAGAAGCAGUUGCAGAUGCAUUGCUCUUAGGAGACAUGCGGACUAAGAAAAAACCUGUACGAAGGAGGUAUGAAUCUUAUGGAAUGUACUCGGAUGAUGAUGCCAAUAGUGAUGCAUCCAGUGCCUGCUCAGAAAGAUCGUACAGCUCUCGGAAUGGCAGCAUUCCUACAUACAUGCGCCAGACAGAAGAUGUAGCAGAGGUCCUCAAUCGUUGUGCUAGCUCCAAUUGGUCAGAAAGAAAAGAAGGUCUUCUAGGUCUACAAAAUUUAUUAAAAAAUCAGAGGACUUUAAGUCGAGUUGAAUUGAAAAGAUUGUGUGAAAUCUUCACCAGGAUGUUUGCUGACCCUCACAGCAAGGUGUUCAGUAUGUUUUUGGAGACUUUGGUAGAUUUCAUCCAGGUCCAUAAAGAGGAUCUACAGGAUUGGUUGUUUGUAUUGCUGACACAGCUGCUGAAAAAAAUGGGUGCUGAUUUGCUUGGGUCUGUACAAGCAAAAGUUCAGAAGGCGCUUGAUAUCACAAGAGAAUCUUUUCCAAAUGAUCUCCAAUUCAGUAUUUUAAUGAGAUUCACUGUUGAUCAGACCCAGACACCAAGCUUGAAGACAGUCAAGCCAGCACUGCAGGACCAGCUUCGCUCUUUUUGGAGCUCAAAGGUAAAAGUUGCAAUUCUUAAAUACAUAGAGACACUUGCACAGCAGAUGGACCCAGGGGACUUCGUUAAUUCAAGUGAGACUCGGUUGGCAGUAUCUCGAAUCAUCACCUGGACCACAGAACCUAAAAGCUCAGAUGUUAGGAAGGCAGCACAGUCGGUGCUGAUUUCCCUAUUUGAACUUAACACUCCAGAGUUUACAAUGUUACUAGGUGCUUUACCAAAAACAUUUCAAGAUGGAGCCACAAAGCUUCUCCACAAUCAUCUCCGGAAUACAGGCAAUGGUGGCCAGGGGUCAGUGGGAAGCCCCUUAACAAGGCCUACUCCACGCUCACCAGCCAGCUGGUCCAGUCCUCUCACUUCCCCAACCAAUACAUCACAGAAUACUUUGUCACCAAGUGCAUUUGAUUAUGACACAGAAAACAUGAAUUCUGAAGACAUAUAUAGUUCUCUUCGUGGAGUUACUGAAGCCAUUCAAAACUUCAGUUUCCGUAGUCAAGAAGAUAUGAAUGAGCCUAUGAAACGGGAUUCCAAAAAAGACAAUGAUGGUGAUUCACUAUGCAGUGGUUCUGGAAUAGCGGAUCUGCGAGCAGGAAGUGGUUUUACUGAUACAGGCCGAACAGCUCUUGAUAACAAAACAUCAUUACUUAACACGAUGCCUCCCCACUCUUCACCACGUUCACGAGAUUAUAACCCGUAUAAUUAUUCAGAUAGCAUCAGUCCUUUUAAUAAAUCUGCUUUAAAAGAAGCCAUGUUUGAUGAUGAUGCAGAGCAGUUUCCUGAUGAGCCUCCCCUGGACCAUUCUGAUCUGGUUGCAGAGUUACUGAAGGAACUGUCAAACCAUAACGAGAGAGUUGAAGAAAGAAAGGCUGCCCUCUACGAGCUUAUGAAAUUGACUCAAGAAGAGUCCUUUGGUGUUUGGGAUGAGCACUUCAAAACAAUACUACUCCUGUUACUUGAAACACUUGGGGACAAAGAGCAUGCAAUCAGAGCUUUAGCACUGAAAGUUUUAAGAGAAAUUCUAAGGAACCAACCUGCAAGAUUUAAAAAUUAUGCCGAGCUUACAAUCAUGAAGACUCUAGAAGCUCAUAAGGAUCCUCAUAAGGAGGUGGUGAGAUCUGCUGAAGAAGCUGCUUCAAUGCUAGCCACUUCCAUUAGCCCAGAUCAGUGCAUCAAAGUUCUUUGUCCCAUUAUCCAAACUGCAGAUUAUCCGAUCAAUUUGGCUGCAAUUAAAAUGCAGACAAAAGUGAUAGAAAGAGUAUCUAAAGAAACUCUAACUCAGCUUUUACCAGAGAUUGUGCCAGGUCUAAUACAGGGCUAUGAUAAUUCAGAGAGCAGUGUUCGUAAGGCUUGUGUUUUCUGCCUUGUAGCCAUCCAUGCAGUAAUUGGCGAUGAACUUAAACCACAUCUUAGUCAACUCACUGGCAGUAAAAUGAAAUUACUGAACCUUUACAUCAAACGUGCACAGACAGGCUCUGGAGCAGGUGAUACAGCAACAGACGUUUCUGGACAAAGCUAAUGAAUCUGGCGACAGUGAACCAGGUCUCCUAAAGAAAGAACAGACCCUCAUCAGUGAAAGGAAAAUUCUCACGUUCACCUUUUCGAACUCUUCUCGUUCUGUUUUGGGUUUUUUGUUUGUUUUGGGGGGAUUUUUUUCCUUUAACCGGAGGCUAACCUCAGCCUGCAUGUGACUGUUGCAGUAGAGUUAUUCCAAAACCAAGGAGAAACAGUAUUAAUAUCAGUUGAUAAAAGAAAUUAAUUAAAAAAAAAAAUCUAAUCCAUCACUUUUCCUGUUCACACUCCUCUGUGUCUUCCCAUUAACUUUUGCCAGUGUUAAAUUGUAUUUAAAAGAAUUUUAAAAAUUGCUAAUUAAACAGGAAUGCUUUAAGCUUUAAAAUUUAAAAAUCUAAAUUCCUUUGCUUUCAUUUGGCUGCAGAAUAACAUUUUUUAUUGUUCUUUUGUUUAAGUAUAUCAUGUUCUUUGCUAGAAACAAGAAAUGGUGUGAAACAAGGCAGGACCAGUCUGAACUGCAUCUAGACUCGGUCACUGUAUUGGUGGUACAUCAUCUUAUUUACAUCUUGUUUGGGGUACUACGGAGACUGAGAAUUAUACCUGUUUAAAAAAAAAAAAAAAAAAAAGCUGGAUUGAUCCUGUUCUGUAAAAGUGAUAUUGUUCAUUGGUUGUAUAUGUUUGUCCCAUAAGUAAGAAUUUAGAAUGAGCAGUAGGGGACUAGUACCACUAGUACCUCCUAAUGUGGAAGACAGCCUUUUCAGAGUACAGUGGUACAGAACUGGUGAUAGCGUGGCAGCCUGCUAUCUUGCAGCACAGUAAGCGAUCACUUGAUGGACAUGAACCAUCCUUGUCACCAUCACUUCUUCAAGCAGGAUGCCUUAGAAUGGAGUGCUCUGACCAAGCAUGCUCAGUACGUAUUUAUAUUUAUCACUAGACUGUUUCCUCUCAACCUAAUUGCUGGAAUCAGUAGUUUUGUAUCAUAAGUCACAUUGGGGAUAUAUGACAGCAGUGCAGAGGCGUGUUUAUUGGUUAUCUUUCUAAAACAGUAAGAUUUUUCUGCACUGAAUUUUAGGGUGGGGGGAGAAUCACAAGCGCUAUGGAUCUUGCCACUCUUUAAUUUAAAAAAAAAAAAAAACAGUUUUGGAUGAGUUGGGAAAGCUACACCAAAUUAUUUGCAUGGUUUCCUUGAAUAGCAUUGUCAAGACCCAUCUGGAUUAAGGUGUGGAAAUGUUUUCAGGUUGUUUUUUGCAUUUUUUAUUUUGGUUAAUUGUGAAUAAUGCUUCUCUGUAUUUAUGAACUUGAUAACGGAAAGAGAACAAAGAUCAAGUAAAUACCUGUCCCUAAAUGUCUUGUUUCUCAGAUGUGAUCAGUGAGCGACAAGCUACUUAUCUAAGAGAUGGGGUAAAACAGCACCCUUUCCAGGAAUGAUGGAAAUUAACGUUUUUUUGGGGGUUUUUUUACCAUUUCAUUGUCUAGUUUUAGGAAGUGUGUCCUGAUAAGAGAGAAAAUAGCAGUGCCAAGGAUGUUCUGUGCUAGGCUAAAAUUCUCUCUACCUCUUCAGGGUGAUUACUUUUGACUGAGCUGCUGCCCAUAGUGUCUUGUGGAAAAGCUAUCUAUGGAAAUCUUUUUUUUAAUUAUUUUUCAGAUUAUCAUUUGUUACUGUGUAUUCAAAGCCGUAUUCUACAACACAUAGGCAAAUAUCAUGACAAACUGCUAAUGCACUGUACUUACUAGUUACCCUGAAUCACAAAAUUGAAUAACAGUGGAGCUGAAUACUUGCAAUUGCAUACAUUGACAGGUCAUUUUCACUUUGAUUUGAAGUGAAUCUGAUAAAGAGGAGACAUGGUUGUUAAGCAAUUUGCUGUUGUUGCAGAGAUCUGUCCUAUUGGAGAAAAACUGUAGAAAUGUAUGUAAAAACUUUUAAAAAAGAAAAAAAAAUUGUCAUUUGUCAUCAUCCCUUGUUUUAGCAGCUGCAUCAGGAAAAUAGUAUCUCCCCUUUCUUUCCUCCGUUGUGUAACAUUCUUGUUGUUUUCUACUGGUUAAUUACAUUGUGUAUUUAUAGUUCUAUGCUUACCAUUGUGCAUAUACUGGCAAUAAAAUGUACAUAACAUUACUUGAAAAAAUUAA
Molecule: messenger RNA, 7034 nt
Organism: Alligator mississippiensis (American alligator)
Lineage: Eukaryota; Metazoa; Chordata; Crocodylia; Alligatoridae
Gene: CLASP2
Product: cytoplasmic linker associated protein 2
Exons: 41
Coding region: 259-4914 (1551 amino acids)
Biological process (GO): mitotic spindle assembly
Cellular component (GO): spindle microtubule; mitotic spindle; microtubule organizing center
Molecular function (GO): microtubule binding
Source: RefSeq, a predicted model, not a curated record